AUGGGUCUCAGCAGGAAAAUCGACCGUGCCUUCCAAUGGGCUGGGGAGAAGGUCGGCGGCGAAAAGACCGCUCAUUCGGAUGAGUUCAAGAACCUCGAGACCGAGAUGACCCUGCGCCAUGAGGGCAUGGAGAAGCUCCAAAAGUCCACCAAUGGAUACGUCAAGUGGAUUUCCCGCCGCGGCGAGGCUCCCGAGGACAAGGAGAAGGCUGUGCCCAUUGGUUUCGUCGGACGCAUGAUGGUUACUCACGGCGAGGACUUUGAGCCAGACUCGGAGUUCGGCAACGGAUUGAUUGCUGUUGGUCGUGCCAAUGAGCGCAUUGCCGAGACCCAGGAAGCCUAUGCUGCGGAAGUCAACCAGAACUGGCUCGAGGCCAUUGAGCGAUCCCUCGCCAUGAUGAAGGAGUACCAGGGCGCCCGCAAGAAGCACGAGUCCCGCCGUUUGGCCUACGAUGCCAGUAUCAGCAAGAUGAACAAGGCCAAGCGUGACGAUUACCGCAUCGAGGAGGAGAUGCGCUCCAACCGUGCCAAAUUUGAGGAGAGCGGCGAGGAUGUUAUGCGCCGUAUGCAGGACAUCAAGGAAGCUGAGGCUGACAACGUUCGCGACCUCUCCAACUUCCUCGACGCCGAGCUCGAGUACCACGAGCGUUGCGCCGAGGAGCUGCGUCGGGUCAGACAGGCGUGGGCUACCAAUGUCAGCCAGACGUCACCAAACCGUCUGGACCGCAUCAGCUCAAUUGAGCGCCGCCCGACAGGCCGCAGCCGUGCCAACACGGCGCGCUCCUUCAAUGACUACGCCCCUCGCAACCAGAUUUACGAGGAGCAAGAGCCUGAGCCAGAGGCGCAGCCCGUCCGCAUGCCGUUCCGGUCUAUGCGCUCCGAGCAGCGUUUCGCAUCAACACCAGAGCCUCCCGCGCGCCCCUCAUUUGGUCGCUCGCAGACCUUCCAGGGGCCAGCAAGUGAGCGUCGCGCAUCCGCGAUCCCUAGCAUGCCCAGCAUCAGCGCGCGCCCGACCACUCGCACCAACACCAACUCGCCCUACGCGCGUGAGGAUGUGUUUGCUGAUGACUACGACGAGAGCACGGCCAGCGGCAGCGGCAGUCCUGACUGGGGCGCUCGCAGCGCCAGCCCUGCCACGAGCAUGGGGAGCCUUACACGAAGCACAAGCAACCUGGGCAUCAAGAAGGCACCUCCUCCUCCCCCGCCCUGCCGCAGCAAGAAGCCGGCACCUCCCAUCCCUCCUAAGCGCGCCUCUGAGGUGGGCUACUAG
Verticillium dahliae VdLs.17 is the source of this 1269-nucleotide messenger RNA. Its product is annotated as BAR domain-containing protein. Gene Ontology annotation, cellular component: cytoplasm. Gene Ontology annotation, molecular function: protein binding. The record is from RefSeq and is a predicted model, not a curated record. The transcript is spliced from 4 exons. NCBI's taxonomy places the organism in Eukaryota, Fungi, Ascomycota, Sordariomycetes, Glomerellales, Plectosphaerellaceae. Bases 1 to 1269 code for a protein of 422 amino acids.